UUUCACACGGAUAUCUUCCUGGAAAUUAGCAAAUUUUAUAAUCUGCAAAAAUGUGCUCUCUAAAGGUUGUAGUGUCUCUCGCUCUCUUAGCUGUAGCUUCGGCCGAGCACUUCCGAUCCCAGUUCGGGGGCUACAGCGGGGGCUUCAAUGGGGGCUACAACGGUAACAAUGGGGGCUACAACGGCAAUAACGGUGGCUUCAGCCGCGGCGCGCACAUCCCCAUUCUGAGCUAUGAGAACGUGAAUAACGGAGAUGGAAACUACAGAUACAGCUACGAGACCGGCAACGGCAUCAGGGCCCACGAGAACGGGUCCCCCCGCGCGCAAGGCCCCGAGGGCCCCGCGGUGACGGCCGACGGGGCGUUCUCCUACACCGCGCCCGACGGCCAGCAGGUGUCACUGACGUACACGGCUGAUGAGAACGGCUUCCACCCCGUGGGCUCUCAUCUGCCCACCCCGCCGCCCAUCCCGGAGGCCAUCCUUAAGUCCCUUCAGUUCAACAGGCAGAAUCCUUCAUCGGAGGGGUCCUACGACAGCGGAAGAUACAACAAUAAUGGUUAUCACUACUAACAUAAACAUAUUAUAUCUAAAAUAUGUAUUUAUUUAUUUAUGACUACAAACAAUGCGACUACGAUGCUUUGCAAAUUUUUUAAUUUAUAAUUAUUAUCCUUUUUUUAAAUAAGCAAUAAAAAAGUGUUUCUGCAUGA
Molecule: messenger RNA, 706 nt
Organism: Leguminivora glycinivorella
Lineage: Eukaryota; Metazoa; Arthropoda; Insecta; Lepidoptera; Tortricidae
Gene: CPR8
Product: pupal cuticle protein 20-like
Exons: 4
Coding region: 51-569 (172 amino acids)
Cellular component (GO): chitin-based extracellular matrix
Molecular function (GO): structural constituent of chitin-based larval cuticle
Source: RefSeq, a predicted model, not a curated record